This is a messenger RNA of Cladocopium goreaui, 2544 nucleotides long. NCBI's taxonomy places the organism in Eukaryota, Dinophyceae, Suessiales, Symbiodiniaceae. The record is from the annotation of a GenBank genome assembly.
AUGGACACGCCGGCAGAGAAAUCAGAUCCACCUCAGAAUGCUGAGCCUCCUGCUGACGAUGGCAGUGAGGGUGAGCAGGAAGCUGAGGAUUGGGGUGAUGAGUUCAAUCAGAUGGCCCCUAAGGCCAAAGCCAAAGCAGCGUCAAGAGGCAAGGGCAGAGGUAGGGGAAAGGCCAAGGCAAAGUCGAAGGCAGGUGGGGCAGGCAAGAAAAGAGAGCCUGUCACCAGCUGCAUCUGCCCUGGCUGCCCAUUCCCAAAAUACCCAGGGAGCCGCUUCUGUGCAACAAACGAUCAUAAAAAAGCCUGGGACAAUAUGGUGUAUCAAAGAAGAAGCCGCAAGAGCCUCACGGAGAAAGAGCGAAGCGCGUUCGAUGAGGCCAUGAAAGAUGAUAUGGCUGCAGGCCGUGCAGUGGAAGCCUUCGCUCGGGACAACCCUCCUGAGAUGAAAAAGAAAGGCUUGGUGGACUUCGCUCAGUUCUUGCGGAUCGUUGGGCAAAGGGUUGGCAAACGUGACACAAGCGGUGAUGUCCCGAUGACAGAACGGGCCUUUUACAAACAUUGUGAGAAUGUUUGGGGCUUGUCUGAGUCGGAAGCUGCUGAGUUGUGGAGGGAUUAUGACAGUGAUCCCCAGACUGAACGGGACAGCAAAGGGUUUCAUGGAGCUUUGCGCUUGUGGAUCCCGGCGCAUGAAAUCAAAACAAGAGAGAGAGAGCACUACGUGGACAAUAGAGUUACGGAAGGAUCAGAUGUGAUGAAGGCACCGUCUCUGGAAGACCGUCGGAUCUUGAAGGACAUAGACCACCUGCGUCGCCAAGACUUGGGCUUCCGUGAUGACCAUUUCCAGAUCAGUUCUGAUCAACAUGUUGAUGUGGCAAUGCGAACGCCGGUCAAAGGUGCAGCUCUUGCUGAGGGCCCUGGGAAUGUGAAACCUGAGGUUGAAGACAAGUUGGAACCCCCAGAGAAAUCGGUCAACAUGACCAGGGAAAGACCUAUGUUUCACAGAUCUGCAGACGCCGGGCUCCGAAAAAUGAAAGCCGAGUUGUCAAAGGUCAUGCUGGCAGGGGUGGCGGCCAGCGUUGCUUGGCGUGCUCACCCAAAUGAGUUGAAAACUACUGACCGUGCCUUGCUUGCAUUCUGUCGUGUGUUCCAAUUUAGAUUUGAAGCGGGACAUCGAUGCUUGGGCUCUCCAGAGGACAUCGUGCAGCUGGUCCCAGACAACUCGCUGUGUUCUGGAGACUCAGCUGCCGGGUCUGCGGGUGCCGAUGAGUCAAGCUGCGCUUGGACUGAUGGUAUGACAGAUGCACAGAAAACGAAGGUGAAGGAAGCAGUGGAUGCUAGAAAGAAGCUGUCCUUUGAAGACUUUCUCAAGGAAAGCAGGACAACGCAGCAGAAGUUUUGGGAUGGUGAGCAGACGGCCCUUGUACCCUUGGCUGUGCUUGAGAGCCUUGUGGAGAAGAUUCUGGAAACACAUGAAGUGGGAGCCUUUCUUGAGUUGAAGAAGCAAUGGGCAAACGCCCAGGUGUGCAUGCAAACUUUUACAAAGGGCAUCAAGCAAUCUGCGGAUGACUUGGUGAAACAUAUGAAGGUGAAGGUGGCUGAAGCUGCCCGGGAGAAGAAAAGAAAGGCCGAGGAUGACGCAAAGGCUCAGCUGCAGAAGAUCAGAGAAGAGGCCAAAACUGCGGCUGAUGCCAUCAAGAAACGCAAGACUCAGCAUGAGAAAGUGUGUCCAGCCCUCUUUACAGCUACCUGGGAUGAACAGGCUGCUCCGAAAGUCAAUGCAAUUGACGAUCCCGAAUCACUGAAAGAUGGUGAUUGGGCAUCUCCAUGGAUCAUGGUCAAUACCGAGAAGUCUGAGGCUGUGAAGGAAUGCAUUGGUGGAACUGCUUUGUCCCGGUCUUUGACAUCAUGGGGAGGGCAGUACAAAAAGAGUAUGGCACAGGCAAAGUUGCAUCACGUGACCUACCCACUUGAUGCCAAGACUGGUUUGAACGAGGUCAACGCUUUGUUCGACUUAUGGAUCGGAGAUGGCCGCAAGGUUGACAUUUCAGAGGUGAAGGGCGGGUCAGCCUUCAUGGAAGCUGCCUGGCUUUUUGGAUGUAGUGCUGAGAUGAAACAUGUGGGGUUCAACACCAACCAUGCAGGUCUUAUCAAAGUACUUGCAGUUGGGGAGGUUCGCCAUCUUCUUCUGGAGUGGCAGUCAUUUGUGGAAGCCUUCCAGGAGUCCCUUGGGGAUGGAUCUGACGGUCUCAGCCCUGAGGACCUGUUUGAAAAAUUCAAAGAAGCGGAUGAGAACAAGAUCAUUGAGUUAUGCAAGCGUGGGGCCAACAUGUCGCAGUGCAUUCUCAAGAAGCAUGACAUCCUUUUUGUUCCGACAGGAUGGGUGACGGUAGAAGUUUCUUCCGAUUGCACUUUGAUCUAUGGCUUCCGCAAGUCUGUCUUCUUGAAAGGAUCUGCUGAGGCGUACAGCACGGCCGUGAAGAUUGUGAAGGGUGGUGGUGGCAAGUCCGUCACUCGGAUGGAGCAAAUCCUGGAGAAGUUGAAGUAG